AUGGGGGUCACCCGAAUCUCCCUGAUCGCGGUCGCAGGUCCUGAGAAGCAGGAAGAGGCGGUGAAGGUCCUCGCCAACUUCGUCAACGACUGCAAGAAGCCCGACGGCAAGACCUACAUCAUCUCUUCGAAGGCGGCCAAAUGCGCUGUCAUGACAGACCACCCCGGCUCUCAGCCAGGGACCAUCGCGGUCGAAGUCGUCUUCACCAACGAGGAGGAUGCUGAGUACUAUCAGAACGAAGAUCCCGCCUUCCGUGGUCUGCUCGGUCGGGUGGUAGAGUCGUCCGGUUGGAUUGUCGUCAAGGCCGACUUCUGA
Messenger RNA from Anthostomella pinea, 315 nucleotides. Lineage: Eukaryota; Fungi; Ascomycota; Sordariomycetes; Xylariales; Xylariaceae. The record is from the annotation of a GenBank genome assembly.